AGAAAGCGCGUGUGCUACGGAGGUUCAGAAGGAGGUGACGAGUAGGAGGUACGGCAGCAUCGUUGAUCAAAGUUUCGCGCAGACGCCGCCGAACUGAACCGAGUUUGUUUACCUUCCCCUCGAUUGCGUGUAUGUACGCGGCCGGUCACGGGCCAGCGAUCCGCUGCCGUUAAUAGGAAGCCUUUCCUCCGGUUUAUAGGAUGUUGUCCAGUCAGAGCGGAUCGGCGCUGAGUGGAAACAGAUCCACGGCGGGAAAGAGCGGCACGGGGCUGAUCGGCGGCGGGGUUCGGACGGGACUUGUCCGUUCCGCUCCGGUGGGGAUGCUCGGGGGGAACGGAGGCGUUAGAUCGGGGAACGCGAGUCUGUUGGGACCCGGUCAGCUCAUGGGUGCUUUGGGGGUCGGGAUCCCCGGGAGAUUUGAGCCGGAUAAAGAAGGACUCGCGCACGGGUCUGGCGGCUCGGACGCGGACUCUGAUUCGGGCGAUGAUGACGAGCCCGUGGGGAGAGGAGUAGGUGUCAAGCGGGAGAGAGCGGAGAUGGAGGCUGCGAUGGCUGGGCACGAGGCGAGGUUAACCGCAGGGGGAUUCGGUGCGGUCCCGGGCGGAGUGGCCGGAGCGAAACCGGGCAAGAAGACGCGGGGCCGCGUGAAGAUCAAGAUGGAGUUUAUAGACAACAAACUGCGGCGGUACACGACCUUUAGUAAGAGGAAGACCGGCAUCAUGAAGAAGGCAUACGAGCUCUCCACGCUCACAGGAACACAAGUUUUGCUGUUAGUGGCCAGCGAGACCGGUCACGUCUACACGUUUGCCACACGCAAACUGCAGCCCAUGAUCACCAGCGAGACGGGGAAAGCCCUGAUCCAGACCUGUCUGAACUCUCCGGACUCUCCGCCGCGUUCGGAUCCGUCCACAGACCAGAGGAUGAGCGCCACGGGCUUUGAAGAAACGGACCUCACCUACCAGGUGUCAGAGUCAGAAAGUAUCGGUGAAACCAAGGACACACUAAAGCCAGCAUUCACCGUGGCCAGCCUGCCCGGCACCAGCAGCUCUCAGACGACCGUACCCACCACAUCCACCAGCAUGCAGGUUACCAGCGGCCCCAGCUUCCCCAUCACUAACUACCUGGCACCCGUCUCUAACUCACCCAUCACAGGUGCCAACGGUUCGGUGCUGAAGAGCGCAGGAGCGUCAGGAGGAGUCGUGCAGUUACCCGGUGGAUUUACCUUCAUGUCAGGCACUUCGUUUGCACCUGGGGCUCCCAGCAUUCCUCUGGGUCAACUGCAGCAACAUUCACUCGCCCUCCAGAGUUCAGCGGGCCACACCGCCUCCAAUCAGAGCCAACAGACUGUGUUUCGCCUGCCUGCCACCGUUUCUCUCACCAGCGGUGCUUUACCCCAGCAGCUCCAGGCCAUCCAGGUUCAGCCCAGCACUCAGUCUGGAUCCAUCAGCACCAAUGACAGCGGCACAGACACCAGCACUGUGUCUACAGCAUCCAUCGUCACAUCAUCAAUGUCCACCUCUAUGACGGGUCACAUGAUGUAUCCCAGCCCGCACACAGUCAUGUAUGCAUCAGCUCCUACACUCACAGAUGGGGGUCUGACCGUCCUUAAUGCCUUCUCACAGAGCCCAUCUGCAAUGCAGGUGUCGCACACACAGACUCAGGACACAGGUGCUGUUUCUCAGGUUUUUCUCACAGCGUCUCCUGGUACAGUUCAGAUUCCCGUCUCAGCGGUUCAGCUUCACCCAGUACGGCAAGAUCAGCAUUUCACAAAUGGUGAUUGGUCAACAGUCCAGCGGCAGCAGUAAACUGACUGAACUUCAGGUUGUCAAUCUAGAUGCCACACAAAACACAAAGAGCAACUGACAACCGAGACUCACUGUCUUAUUUAUAAAUGCCUUUCUAUCCUUCUUAUACAACAACUGUGUGUGUGCGUGUGUGUGUGUGUGUGUGUGUGUGUGUGUGUGUGUACCUGGUAAUUAUCACGUUGUGGGGACCAAUUGUCCCCACAAAGAUAGGAAUACCAGUGUUUUUGUGACCUUGUGGGGACAUUUUGAUGUCCCCAUGAGGAAACAAGCUUAUAAAUCAAACAGAAUGAUGUUUCUUGAAAAUGUGAAGUAGCA
This is a messenger RNA of Paramisgurnus dabryanus, 2120 nucleotides long. RefSeq names its product serum response factor b (gene srfb). Gene Ontology annotation, molecular function: protein dimerization activity; cis-regulatory region sequence-specific DNA binding; DNA-binding transcription factor activity, RNA polymerase II-specific. The record is from RefSeq and is a predicted model, not a curated record. Lineage: Eukaryota; Metazoa; Chordata; Actinopteri; Cypriniformes; Cobitidae. Gene Ontology annotation, biological process: positive regulation of transcription by RNA polymerase II.